GUUGCGAGUGUGGGCACAUCCGAAUUUCGAGACAACUCUUGGACAAUUGAACUCUUUCGACAACCCCUUCUCGACUCAUACCCCCUGUCGACCGUGAGUGUGCUAUCUCCAAAUAUUACAGACCCGCGACGCUGAAUUUUUCGUCUCGCAGAAUUUCGCCAUGGCCGAUAUCGAUGUCAAGGUCGCUUCGUGGAAGCUGGUUGAGGUUGGCCGCCUAGUGCUGAUCCGCAGCGGCCCCUUCGAAGGCAAGCUUGCUGCCAUCGUUGAGAUCGUGGACCACCGCCGUGUCCUGGUCGACGGUCCCUCCACCGAGGAGAAGAAGAUCGUGCCCCGUCACGUUCUCCCCCUCGCCCACGCCACUCUCACCCACUUCACCAUUCCCCAGCUUCCCCGUGCUGCCGGUACCGGUCCCGUGAAGAAGCUUUGGGCUAAGAACGAGAUCGAUGGCAAGUGGGCCAAGAGCUCCUUCGCUCAGAAGACCGACCGUGCCGAGCGCCGCAAGAACCUUUCCGACUUCGAGCGCUUCAAGGUUCUGCGCCUCCGCAAGCAGGCUCGCUACGAGGUCCAGAAGUCUCACGCCAAGGCUCGCGCUGCCAACAAGUCAUAGAUGAUUACGAGGUUUCGGUGCAUGGGUUUGAAGGAGGUGUCCUGGAAGGGUUUCCAUUGCUGGUAAUACUCUGGCAAAAUCGCUGUACACAUAUCAAUGAACAGCAAAAAUGAUUCAAAAUCCUUGAUAUCCCGGCAAAGGGGCCUUUUGUCAUUUGGUUUUCCUCCGGCUCUGGACUCAUUUUAUAUCCCC
Molecule: messenger RNA, 799 nt
Organism: Penicillium vulpinum
Lineage: Eukaryota; Fungi; Ascomycota; Eurotiomycetes; Eurotiales; Aspergillaceae
Product: 60S ribosomal protein eL14
Exons: 3
Coding region: 161-607 (148 amino acids)
Biological process (GO): translation; ribosomal large subunit biogenesis
Cellular component (GO): cytosolic large ribosomal subunit; ribosome
Molecular function (GO): RNA binding; structural constituent of ribosome
Source: RefSeq, a predicted model, not a curated record